AUGUCUUGGCCGCCUGAAUUCAGGUGUGUUUUGUGUGGACCUCAGUCCUUUGUCCAUACUGAUUCUCGUUCGUGGCCUUUGGGGUUGCGAGUCACUGCGCCGGGGGUCCCUGGACCCGAGUUCAAAGGACGCUAUAGAGGAACCAAAUCACUGGAUCUCAAGAUCCCCAAUAGACGGCUGCAAAAUUCAGGCGGAUAUCCUACUUCUGCUCAGAUGAUUCCACAUAUAGCACCAUGUUCCAUAUUCAACGAUGCAGCAGUGACUCAAGGAUGUUCUCGGAGUGAUGCUCGACAUCCGAGAGGUCGUCGUGGAUUCGAGGGCCCUGUCGCUGUCAUGAGUUUCACCCCUCGUUCAGAAGUUGAGUAUCAGGAGUCGUUCUGCUGUUCCUGUUUACACGUCUCUGACAAGCCUUCGCCACGGAUAACUAUCUCCAUACUUGUCGAGACAGGCUCAGCAGCCAAUGACCAGGGCAGUCCGAUAGUACUGUCAGCAUCGAAAGAGCUUGCACUACGCGUUAAUGUGUUGUGA
This is a messenger RNA of Colletotrichum tamarilloi, 528 nucleotides long. RefSeq lists its product as uncharacterized. The transcript has 2 exons. The record is from RefSeq and is a predicted model, not a curated record. Lineage: Eukaryota; Fungi; Ascomycota; Sordariomycetes; Glomerellales; Glomerellaceae. Bases 1 to 528 code for a protein of 175 amino acids.